CGGGGCCCGCGGUCCUGGCGGGCGGUGGUCGCGUUACCCGCCCCGUCGGCGGCCGAGCGUGGCGGGAUCCCCCGGGCGAGCUGCGCCGCCCCGGCUCGCUCUGUCCUGCCCGCCGCCGGGCUGUGAUGUGUGUGCCCCGCUCGGCGGGAGGCGGGGAGUGCCCGGCGGAGAGGAGGGGAGUUAGUCAGCGGCGAGGAGGAGGAGGCAGAGGCAGGGCCGGAGGCAGAGCCAUGGAGAGCAGCGUUAGGCGGGCGGGGCGGCCUGUGUGACCGGGGCGCAUCGCGGGGGCACGGCCCGGCAGCCCGGGCGGCAGCGGCGGGGCCGGGGAUGAAGGUGCGGCGCAGCCCCCCGCCGCCAGCCGCCGGCCCGUGACGGGGCGGGGGCCGCGGCCCCGACGGGGCGGGCGGGGGGCCGCUCGCUGCCUUCCUCGGGGCAGGCAGGCAGGCGGGCAGGAGGGAGGGGACUCCGGCAGGGGCUGCCGUCGCCCGGGGCCGCGGUGACUCAGAGCCGGGGGUGAGCCGAGGUCUGUUGUUGUGGGAUUUUUUUCCCCGGCAGGUUAUAAAUAGCCCCGCGCGGCGCCGUGUCACGGAAGGACACCCUGGCCGGGCGCGGGCAGAGGCCGCCGGCGCGCAGCCUCCCCCGGCCGGCCGCCGCCAGCCCGCCCGCCCGCGGGCCCAGCUGCCGUAGCGGCGGGGCCGCCUCCCGCCGGCUGUGCCCGCUCCCGGGGCGCGAGUGACACCGCUGGCCGGGGCAGCGACAGCCCGGCUCCGCGGGGACAGCGGCACAGCACCUCGGCCCUGUCAGACCUCGCUGAGGCAGCGGGGAAGAUGAAGCCGGAACGAGCUGUACCACAGGACACAAGCAGUCAAGUGUGCAGUCACCUGCUUCCAAUCGUCGCAGAUUAAUAGCAAAGGGCAGAGGAGAAGCAGACCACUCAGCUUGCCACAGGUUUCACUGCUCUGCAGAGCCUCAAAAUCCUGAGAAGACUAUACUUUGGAUGAAUACUUUGAGUAUGAAGCUGAGGAGUUCCUGGUCUCCUUGGCCCUGCUGAUCACUGAGGGCCGGACACCAGAGUACUCGAUCAAGGGCAGGACAGAGGGCUUUCACUGCCCACCAGCACAGUCCAGUCAGCCACCAACAACUAAGCAUGAAUGCAGCGACAAACUGGCUCAGUGUCGUCAGGCCAGGCGAACCAGAUCUGAGGUUAUGCUUCUGUGGAAGAACAAUAUUCCAAUCAUGGUAGAAGUGAUGCUACUUCCAGACUGUUGCUAUAGUGAUGAAGGGCCCACCACAGAGGGGAAUGAUUUAAAUGAUCCUGCAAUCAAACAAGAUGCAUUGCUGUUAGAAAGGUGGAUUUUGGAGCCAGUUCCUCGACAGAGUGGAGAUCGAUUUAUAGAAGAGAAGACCCUUUUACUGGCUGUUCGCUCCUUUGUUUUCUUCUCUCAGCUGAGCGCGUGGCUGAGUGUUUCACAUGGUGCUGUUCCCCGAAACAUCCUGUACAGGGUGAGCGCUGCAGAUGUGGACUUGCAAUGGACGUUCUCCCAGACACCCACUGAGCAUGUCUUUCCUGUUCCUAAUGUUUCUCACAAUGUGGCCUUGAGGGUCAGCGUCCAGUCCUUGCCCAGGCAAUCCAACUACCCAGUUUUGACGUGUAGUAUUCACACCAACCUUAGCUUUUACGAAAAGCAAAUGCAAGAGCGUAAGUUCCAUCAGCGCAGCGAUCCCGGUGCUGCUCAGCAAUGCAGUACUUCCAGUCCCCUGCGUUUUCGUGGGAAACAGACAUGGACAGUGACACCUGAAGGCCUACUUAAUGGAAAAAAGAUGCCUGAAUUUACUACAUCUUUUAGAAAUUUGAAGCUUUAUCCAUCUACUGGACUUGGAUCUGACUUUGGGGCAUCGCAGUCUAAAGUUCAGUGCUAUAAUGCCACAGCAGACAAUAAGACACAGUCUCAUGAAACACCGGUCAGAACUUUUAAAUCUUACUCUCUGGUCGAUUCCCGUGUUUCAAAUAGUCAUUGCUCUCAUCAGCCCACAGGAGAAACCAAUCCUUUGAUAGGCUCUUUACUUCAAGAGCGACAAGAAGUCAUUGCAAGGAUUGCUCAGCACUUGAUUCACUGUGAUCCAGCUACUUCACCAGUUGUUGCUGGGCGUCCAUUCACCACACAUGAAAACAUCUCAGCUACACCAAAAGCUUUUCGGAGCACUUUCGAAGAGGAAAACUUGCCAAGGAAAAGCAAGGAAAGCUCCCCUGUUCCUGCUGCCAACUUAGACAAUGCAAUACAGGAGGAUGGUGAUGAAGGCAAAACUAGAGCAGUGCCAGAGGUCACCCUGCUCAAUGCCCGUGUUCCAGGGAACCACGGUGGCCGUCAGUCGGCAGGAGAGGGUAACCCCCUGAUUGAUUCCCUGCUCCAGGAGCGGCAGGAGGUGAUAGCAAGGAUUGCCCAGCACUUGAUUCAUUGUGAUCCAGCUACUUCCCAUGUUGCUGGACAUCCAUUCAAAGUGCAUGAGGCUAGUCCAGUCACGUCAAAAAUUUUCCGAAGUACAUAUGAAGAUGAAAAUUUGCUGAAGAAAGGCAAGGAACAGUCUUCUGUUUCUUCUGCUAAAUCAAAAUUUUCGUUGUUAGAAGACGGCAGUAAAUCGGGGACAAAGACACCUGAUACCCCUAUCAGUCCUAGGUUUGAUGGAGAAUUGAAGACUUCUCUAAAAGUCCAAGCAAGAAGAAAAUUGGUUUUAGCAAAACCCAGUGAAGCUGUCCAAAAUUCAUUUCAUCAGACUUCAAAUAAAACUUCUCAUGCAUUUAGUAGCAUUCACAUAUCAUCAUCAUGUAUUAAAGAAAACAAAUCUGAAAUUCCAGAAAAAUUGGAAAUACAUUCUGGUUAUGCACAGAAAGACCAGAUAACCAAUAGAAUUAAACAGGGUUCAAAUUCCAGCAGCAUUGAUGAACAGAUUUGCACAAAUAAACUUAAAGAAAGAACAGUUGUUAGUGAGAACAAUGGCACAGACAGUUUUAAUAAUUUACAGAUAGAAAAAUGCAGAAUACUUGAAGGUACAAAAAAAGCAACUGUGAUACCGAUAUCUGACUCUUUGCACAAAAAUGAGCUCAAGUGUUUAGACAGAGACUCCAAAAAACCAAUUAUUUAUGAGCAAAAUACACAACUUGUUAGUAUUGAAAAUUAUUUAAAUAAAGACCAUGACAGUUUCAAAACCAAAACCAAACAAGAUAAAACAAAAUCUGCACAUGAUGAAAAUGAAGACCCAACAGGCCUUGAUUUUCAAAGCACUUCUCAGAAGAAACCUGCAGAAGACAAUGUGGUUAAGUGUGAGCGGCAGAAGAACCCAGAUGUACAGAAAGCACCACCUCUAAAACACACAAAUACCUGGCGGAAACACAAUUUUCGAUCCCUGGAUGGAACUUCAACCAAGGCUUUUCAUCCCAGAACUGGACUGCCUCUGCUUUCCAGUCCUGUUCCUCAAAGGAAAACACAGUCUGGGUGCUUUGAUCUGGAUUCAUCACUGUUGAAAUGUCUGUCUGCAAGAAGCCCACAACAAUGUAUAAACAAAGAUGGUGAUCCAGACAGCCAUGGGAAACCAUUUCUAAGUUCUAGUGCUCCCCCAGUAACAAGUCUGAGCCUUCUGGGAAACUUUGAGGAAUCUGUCCUGAAUUUCCGCUUGGACCCGCUCGGUGUCGUGGAGGGUUUCACAGCAGAGGUGGGAGCAAGUGGAGUCUUUUGUCCCACGCACAUGACUCUGCCAGUUGAAGUGUCAUUCUACAGCGUUUCAGAUGACAAUGCUCCCUCUCCUUACAUGGGUGUAAUUACUUUAGAGUCCCUCGGCAAAAGGGGUUAUCGAGUACCGCCUUCAGGAACAAUACAAGUGACCUUAUUUAACCCUAACAAAACUGUGGUGAAGAUGUUUGUGGUGAUCUAUGACUUGAGAGAAAUGCCAGCUAAUCAUCAAACAUUCCUACGGCAAAGAACUUUUUCUGUUCCUGUGAGACGAGAAAUCAAGCGAAAUGUCAAUAAAGAAAACAGCCACCAGACUGAAGAAAGGCUACUACGCUACCUCAUACAUCUGAGGUUCCAGAGUUCUAAAUCUGGAAAGAUCUACCUCCACAGAGAUGUAAGGCUCCUAUUCUCUCGGAAAUCCAUGGAAGUUGAUAGCGGCGCUGCAUAUGAACUCAAAUCUUACACUGAAUCUCCAACAAAUCCUCAGUUUUCACCAAGAUGCUAGCAAACAAUGGCAAAGUCAAGUAUUCAUUUUACUGUUGAGUACUCCUUGCAAGCAAAGAUUGGUAGAGACAACAGUAUCAAGUUAAGUCUGUAAAGGAAUAAAAAUAGCGCUCAAGAGAAAGAAGGUUCUGUGUGAUCCUGGACCAGUUUUUAAAAGGUUUCUGGAAUGAGCUUUGUGUAUUCCAAGUAGACUGGAAACAUACUUAAAUCUAAUCUUUUUGUACUGUUUAAAACCACUUCAUUGGAUGUGUUGCAAUAGCAAAUUCCCAAGUUAGUUUAGUGUUUACACUUUUUAUUUUAUUUUUCAGUUAUUUAAUAUUUAAUGUUUCAUUUAAUACUCAAGUGAUGUUUGUCUUUAGUGUUCUAAUGUAGCAUAAAUCCUAUGUAAAAUCAUACUAUGUAUUUUUGGCAUUAAUAUUGAAAUCUGAAAUAUAUACAGAUGUCUUUAAUCUGUGUGCUGUUUUAAGUGAUAUUCAUUUAAGUUAUUGAAAAUGGGGACAACAGGUGAAUUUCCAUAACAUUUCAUACUAUGCAAGCAUUUAGCUGUUUUUUUCUCUUUAAUGGUACCAUUUUCCAUUUUUUCUCACAUCCAGAUUUAAUAACACUUGCAACCACACUGCAGAUUGUUUAUUUACUUACUUAUUCAUUCAGAUCAUUCAUUCAAUUCACAUUUUGCUCCCUCAAUUUCUUUUUUCUUUCCUUAAGGGCCAUUUUAAUUUUGCUUUCUGUUAUUAAUUUUCCUCAGAUAAAAUUUGCACCCUCCCCCAUUUUAUUUCUCAAAUUGUGUUAAAGGAUGUACUGUGCAAACAAAUUAGUAUUUAUAUCUCAAAUAUAUGCAAAAGCUAUAAAACUUGUACUUUUUGUUUUAUUUUUAGAUGAGAGGAUCUUCACUAAAUAUUUUUCAUAGGUCAAUUCCAUGUAGGCCACUAGGUGGCCAUAGGAGGUUUUACUGGCAAUGCUACACUGGGCAUAUGACUAUUUUCCAAUGUGUGUGUGUGUUCCUACAACAAAACAGUCAGAUGAACAGUUUAUGCUAAGUGUUAAACUGUGUAACUGAGAGAAAUAAAGUUAGAAGCAUUUGAUUAUA
Messenger RNA from Onychostruthus taczanowskii (white-rumped snowfinch), 5316 nucleotides. It is a transcript of the gene ATOSA, whose product is annotated as family with sequence similarity 214 member A. NCBI's taxonomy places the organism in Eukaryota, Metazoa, Chordata, Aves, Passeriformes, Passeridae. The record is from RefSeq and is a predicted model, not a curated record. The coding region runs from base 1207 to 4230 and encodes 1007 amino acids. The transcript has 14 exons.